AGCGUAUUUUUAAAAUUAACCAUUUGGGUAUGAGGGUGGUUAUGUAAUAAAUAUUGUAAAUAAUCCUAUUUUUAGCAACAUUACGCGUUUUUCAAAAUUUGGUAAUUUUUCCUUUCACAAGUUGUCGCUUAACGUCAAACAGGUUGGUUGCUUCAGUAAGAUUUUCUGAAAAGCGUUUCUCAGUGGAAAAUCAGACUACAUAUUUUGUUACGAUGUUGUGCUAAAUUAAAUUGUAUGUCCAAAAUACUAACUGCGGUCUAGAGAAUGGGGACGGUACACGCAAAGGCAGAAGAAAAUUUCACUGAAGCAUCCGAAUUUGUCAACAGGAACGUCCCGCAUGACUCCGCAGACGCUUAUACUUUUAAAGAAGUCGAUUUGGAAGCUGUAAGGGCAAGAGUCGAUAAAAUAAACGUAGACGGUCUAGCAAGAACAAAAAAUGACAUUGUCGAGGACUGUAUCAGAGAAUUAUUCAGAGCAAAAGAUUUCCAGGACGUUUUGAUAAAAGCACACAGGGCCAGAGUGAAACUGGACGAACUGGGCUGUUUUAAGAAUAUAUCAGUUUUUAUAGACACUAGCAAGGGCCCCAAAGCAACAUCAGACGGUUUAGAAGUGACUUUUAAUGUCAAGGAACACAAAAGGUUAACGGGCGGUGUAAGUACGCAGGUGGGCAACAAUGAAGGAUCCCUGCUUGUCGGGUUGCGUGCCCCAAACCUGUUCGGAAGGGGUGAAAGGGUACAGGUGGAGUACAGCCACGGUUCCAAGAGGACCAGUAACUUCAACGUAGCCUUCAUCAAACCGUUUAGGGGGCGGCAUCGACCCACUUUAACCACGUCAGUGUUCCAGUCCCAGUCGGAAUGGCCGAGCUCUGGUUACAGACAACUCGAGAGGGGCUCACUUUUAGACCUCAGCUUUUAUUCGACACCUUUUUUAAAACACAACCUGCAGUGGGAAGCGAACAUCAGGGACCUUAGCGUCCUGAGCAGAACGUCAUCCUUUGAGGUACGCGAGCAGUCCGGCCUCAGUCUGAAAUCUGCACUGAGGCACAUCCUGGCGUGCGACUUGAGGGACGAUUUGAUUUUUCCAUCUACGGGGUCGCUCUUCCAAGUAACGUCGGAGGUUGCUGGUGUGGGGGGUGACGUGGGGUUCCUCAAGAAUGACGUCUUUUUGCAGGGAAACUACUCUGUCUUAGAGGACAUUGUGAUACAAGGUUGCCUUUCGGGCGGUUACAUGUCCAGUAUUAGCAACGACAUGAAGAUCAGCAUGUCCGACAUGUACUAUCUAGGCGGCCCGCUGUGCCUCCGCGGCUUCCAGAUGCGAGGCGUGGGGCCCCACUCGGACGGGGACGCCCUCGGAUCCACAGGCUAUUGGUCGGCAGGACUCCAUCUGUUCACGCCGUUACCUUUCCGGCCCGGCAGAGGCGGAUUCGGCGAAUUGUUCCGCACCCACCUCUUCGUCAACGGGGGCAACGUCGGAAACUUCCGAGUAGGAAGAGAUUCGAGCAUUUUGGACACUCUGCGGGCCAAUAUGAGGAUAUCGUACGGCCUGGGCGUCGCCCUGCGGCUCGGCAACAUGGCCAGGCUCGAGGUGAACUAUUGCUUCCCGUACAUCUUCGACAAAGGGGACCAGACGCAUCCUGGCGUCCAGUUUGGCAUCGGAGUGCAAUUUCUUUAACGAGACGUCCCGAUUUCGAGAACGUGUUUCGUUUUUCGAGCAUUUAACGCAAAUUUGAAGUGUACUGCAUAGUCUAUGAGUGAAGUUACUGGAGAAAAUAAAUUGUUGCCUUAGUUUCAA
Molecule: messenger RNA, 1791 nt
Organism: Anoplophora glabripennis (Asian longhorned beetle)
Lineage: Eukaryota; Metazoa; Arthropoda; Insecta; Coleoptera; Cerambycidae
Product: sorting and assembly machinery component 50 homolog
Exons: 9
Coding region: 265-1671 (468 amino acids)
Biological process (GO): protein insertion into mitochondrial outer membrane; mitochondrial respiratory chain complex assembly
Cellular component (GO): SAM complex; outer membrane
Source: RefSeq, a predicted model, not a curated record